Biomphalaria glabrata is the source of this 3258-nucleotide messenger RNA. RefSeq lists its product as uncharacterized. Lineage: Eukaryota; Metazoa; Mollusca; Gastropoda; Planorbidae. The transcript has 7 exons. The coding region runs from base 150 to 1079 and encodes 309 amino acids. The record is from RefSeq and is a predicted model, not a curated record.
ACAUAGCAACACUAGUGGCGGCGUUAACGACGGGGUGAGGAUUUACCGACUGUGGCUUAGGCAGUUCUGGCGUAAUUUAAAAGAGACUUUUAAACGCCACAUUUUUUGUGUGUGUGUUCCUGAGAUUAAAACUUGCUUUAUUAAAAAGCAUGACGUCGAUAGAAACAGGAGGUGGUCCCACUUUAGAACAAAGAAGGGCUUUCGCAGGCUUGAAAGAUGGAGCUGAAAUUCCAGGAUACAGAGGAUAUAUUCCACAAAUAAAAUACAGAGUUGGCGGAACUUAUGGAGAUGAAACAGCUGCUCUAAGUAAGGAGUAUGGUAUGAAGAAGCCCACUGCUCGUCUGGAUCCAUGUGGCUAUGAAGGUACCUGUAACCGAUUGCCUGUCACUAAUGGGGACACGAAAUUUACAGAGAAAAUGGUUCCAGGAUAUACAGGCUAUGUUCCUAGACUGAUGUUCAGGUUCGGCGGAACCUACCGCCACGACUGCGACCUCAGCAUUGAUAACUUCAUCACCAACCGCGACAGUUACGCCGCCAAGCAAGAGGAAGUGCUGCGCCACACCAACGCCAACCCAAAGUUGACGCCCAUCUCCCACGACCCUUUGGUCCGGGAUAAAUUAAAUAGCUACAGGGACUCGCACCCUAACGAAGCCACCACCAUGCCUGACAAGCGCCCACUUAGGGAGCCACCCAUACCUGGAUACCAGGGGUUUGUGCCCCGCGUCUACCCCACAGAGGUGGGGCUGGGUCAGCGGUAUCAUCGUGCUGCUGAUAGUGGCCUUGACCUCUUCACCAGGGAACAACUGCAUCACAAGAUAACCAACUCUUCCAGCCCUGUCAAACAAAUUACACUGGACAGCCAACCUGUUGAUUUCAGCACGUCCACUUCCAGGCCAGGUGUUGACUACAGUACCCGUGUCUAUGUCCGAGAUGGCAUGAUACCUAAGUACACAGGAUAUAUUCCACAGAGACGCUAUGUAUUCGGCAACACGUAUGGAGAUGAAACCAGAUCACUGGACGUGUGCGCCCACCCAGCACCUAACUAUGGAAUGUUUGUACGAUCAAAAACUUUCGCUUGAAAAACAAAAAACCAUCAUAGUUAAUCUACUCAGAAACAGUACAGAGUGUUGUCUAUGUUGUCUAGGUUUUUUUUUUUUGUGUGUGAUAAAUUUACUGUGCACACCAAUUAUAGGUUAGAAACAAUAAGAACAAAACAACAACAACGUGUAAGCCCUGUUUUCUAUUUGGCCUUAUUAAUGUACUUAGCAUCUUUCUGCUCAUGCUUACCAAUAUAGGACUAACAAUUAAGGCCAAAAGUUACAACCUUUGCCUCUGUAAACCUAAAUUAUUAAAGUCGACUUUUUAAAAUGAUAUAUGUAUUCUUGAAGUCAUAUCGUUUUCAUGUAACAGAGAAAUGUUUGUAAUAUUUCUAGAAGUGCUUUCUUAAUUGUCAUGAGCCGUAUUAUUUAAAAGAAAAGUAGAUUUGUUUUUUUUUACACCUAGAGAAUUGUUUUUCAUUGUAGUGUACGAAGUGAAUAGUAAGUUUGUAUUCUAAAGUUAUAUCUAAUAGCAACAACUUGCCAGUUAUCUUUUCCUUACCAAGUUGUGUUGUCAACUCUCAGUGUUGGAAGUAACUUAAAGACUUGUGUUUUGAUAUUGCUUUGAUAAUAAACAUGUACUUUAUAAAUAUAAAUCUCUAGAAUCAGUAUUAUGAUUUUACUUUCUCUAUACUUCUUUGUCUACUGCACCGAAACUUGGAAACUAUUUUAUAUAGGCCUCUACAUUUUCCAAGUCUUCAUUGUCUUCUCUUUAGAUAUUUACAUGACUGGCUUUUCUCCCUUUUUUAUUCUUUUUAACAGUAAGCAUUUUUUUUUUUUUUUGCAUAUAUUGAAAUGUAAACAUUUUUUUUUAGAAAGUGUAAUUGUUUAAAAAGCAAAAAAUGUUAAUACUUUAUGUCUAAAUGUGGAGUAAUUAUUAAAAGAAAUACAUGAGCUCAGAUUUCUUCGCAAUAAUUUCCACAACUUAUUAACAACUCAAAUAGGCCUACAUCUAUAUUUUUGUAACUGAUAUUUUUUCCAUUUAAAAAGUUUCUUUAUUAUAAAUAAAUAGAGCGUUAUAUAUCAGUGUCCUUCUUUACAUUUGAAACAAUCUCUAGACUGUAUAUACUUUUGUUCAUAAUUAUCCAGUUUAAAAAAAAAAGCAACAACUUAUCUUUUCAUUUGAAUUGCUGACUAACCCAAUAGCCAUAAGCAUUCCAAGCCUUGUUAUACAUUUAUCUCUAUUUAAUAUUAUUAAUUGGUUUUCAUUUUGCAUAUUAAUUGCCAUACUCUCUAUUGUGAUAAUGUACUCAUCAUGUUACUUAAACUUAUAUAUAAACAGUAUUACGUAAGUCGUUCAAGUGGAAACAAAAAUAACAAUGGACUCAAAAUUCGUACGGAUCUAUCCUCAAGUUUAUUUUGCAACAAUAUUGUGUUACACUGGAAUUAGGUUUAUGCACGAUAUGUUUUGUACAAUUUAUCAAAGGACGAGGCUAUCUAUUCAAAAGCAAAGCAGCGAGCUUGGAAUUCUUAACUUAAACUGAACAAAAAAUAGAUCUAGCUCCCCCCUACUUGAAGACAGAAAAUCCAUUUUGGUUAAAAGUAAACACUUAUUUGUGUUGAUAUACCCCAAAUUUUUUUUAUCCAACAUGGCGACAACGUGCAUUAUCCUAAUGACUAUCUGUCUACAUCAUGUUCAGAAUAAACAGGGAUAUUGCCUUAGAGUUCUCAGUCCAUUGUGUACCUAGGUAUUACGUCAUUGAAAUGUGAGAUGAUUUCGUGGGUUGUUUCUUGAUCUAAGUACAUCAGCUUUAAAGAGCCCAGUCAUGAGCCCAGUAUUGGAAUUCUUCUGUUUUGGAGAGCAAAGUUCUAUGAUAAGCAUGGAGAUCCAUCAAGGUUAAUGUUAUGCAAGAACUGCUGUGUCAAUGUGUGGCAAGGCUUAGAGAGUAUGUAGAUCUUUGUAAAACAUGCAAUUAUUGAAUCCUUUGAAUGUGUAUAAAUAUGACAUCAUCUUGAAUGUAUUAUCGGUAUAGUUAGUAAGAGAGACUGUAUUUGUGUUUGAUAGAGAGAGAGAGAAUGUCCCAUUUCUUGCCACACAUGGUACACGAAUUAGUUUUAAGCUCCAAAAUGGAUACAUUCGAACAUAACAAAAUUUCAUUUAAAGAGUUUUUUGUCUAAUCAAUAUAUUUCUAAGACAUUAAAAUCACAUCAAAAUCUCUCA